AUGACGAACAACAGAUUAGAUACCCGAAUAGAUUCUCUUGAUGCUAGCAUAUCAGACUUGAUGUCAGUUGACUAUGCAUCCAAAUUGUCGUAUUAUCCCAACAAGGGAGUAUGUGGUCUACCAGAAGUUUUUGAUGAUGAAUGUCAAUUAAAUCUCAAAGUUGAUGAGCUUGCAAAUCUGGUUCAUGAGUCUAAAUACGUGGUUGUUCACACUGGAGCUGGUAUUAGUACAUCAACAGGAAUACCAGACUUUCGGGGUCCCAAUGGUGUAUGGACGUUAGAAAAGUUGGGAAAGAAACCUAAACUGUCUGUCUCCUUUGAAAAGGCUGUUCCAUCUCUAGCACAUCGAGCACUUGUUGAAAUGGAAAAACGUGAUAUUAUUCAGUUCUUAGUAACUCAAAACAUCGAUGGACUGCACUUGAGAUCUGGUUUUCCAAGAGAUCGUUUGGCUAUUUUACAUGGUGAUAUGUUUCUUGAGUCAUGUCAUGCUUGUGGAACUAUGUACGCUCGGUCAACACCUUCCGAAACAAUGGGUCUUCGGAAAACAUCAGUUUCAUGUAUACAUUCAAAGCUAAAUAACCGACAUUGCAGGGGCAAACUACAUGAUACUAUUCUUGACUGGGAAGAUGACCUUCCAGAGUUAGAUUAUAAUCUCGCAAUAGAACACUCAAAAAAGGCAGAUCUGCAUAUAUGUAUUGGAUCAUCAUUACAGAUGUUCCCUGCUGCAGGUCUUCCAUUAAUUAAUUAUCGUAGAACUAUAAAGAGCAGGGGGAACAGUAACUUCCAUCCUGUUAUUCAGAAGAGUUACAAAGAUGAAGAUCUGACGAAAAAUAUUAACCCCAAACUAGUCAUUGUUAACCUACAACCAACUAAGUUAGCCAAAUAUGCAACUUUAAACAUUCAUGCGCAAGCUGAUAUGGUUAUGAGAAUAUUAUGUGAAAAAUUGGCUAUAAAUAUCCCACCUGAACCAAAACUUUCCGAUGAUGAAUUAUAUUUACCAACUAUUGUUUUAAGAUCAAUUCAUUCCAAGUUGGAAAUGUUAAAUCCAUGGCGUAUUCUCCCUCAUCCCAAUAAUGAACAUAAUAUUGAAAUUGCCCAAACUAGUAAGCAGUGUAUAGAAAAAUUAACUAAAAAUGAAGAUCAAGCCAGCUGCCUUCAGUCUACAAUCAAAUCAGAUGAACCACAUUGUUCUAUGAAUUCACUAAAAACAUCUCUUGCUUUUGUAUAUAAAGCUGAACGUAUAUCGUGA
Molecule: messenger RNA, 1248 nt
Organism: Heterobilharzia americana
Lineage: Eukaryota; Metazoa; Platyhelminthes; Trematoda; Strigeidida; Schistosomatidae
Source: the annotation of a GenBank genome assembly